AUGUGGUUUUACGAAGCACAGCGGAGUGGGAGAUUACCACCAGACAAUCGAGUACCUUGGCGAAGUGAUUCAGCACUCAAUGAUGGCAGUGACCACAAGAUUGACCUUACUGGAGGUUACUAUGACGCUGGUGAUUACCUCAAGUUUACGCUUCCUUUGGCACAUUCGAUCACAUUACUUGCAUGGGGUGGCAUUGAAUGGUUUGGUGGUUACAGCAAAGCCAAGCAAAUCGAAUACCUACGCAACACCAUUCGUUGGGGAACCGACUAUCUCAUCAAAGCCCAUCCAGAACCCAAUGUUCUCUAUGUCCAGGUAGGCGAUGGUGAUAUCGACAACAAUUACUGGGGACCUGAUACCAAUAUACCCGACAAACGACCUUCUUACUCGAUCACAUCCGAUGCGCCUGGUACUGAUAUUGCUGCACAAACCUCUGCUGCAUUCGCUUCGGCAUCUUACUUGUUCCGCCACCUUUUCAACGACUCCAACUAUGCCGACACGUUACAAUCUCAUGCCGAGGCAUUAUUUUCGUUUGCGGAUACAGCCAUGCCCCAACAACUCUAUACAGAAGCGGUUUCAGCAUCACAAGAAUACUAUACAAGUAGCGGGUACAAGAUUCCAUUGGUGUAUGCGGCAUUAUGGUUAUACCGAGCAUCAGGCAAUCCUUCUUACCGCGAUAAGGCAUCAGCCUAUUUUGAUCAAUUCAAGUUGUACAAAUACCAGCCGAUCAAUAUCAUGGAUUGGAGUGAUCCAGCAGGUGCUAUCUACGUAUUGGGAACCCAAGUCGAUCCUGACAAUACCAAAUACAAGGACUCAGCCAUCUACUAUCUGGAUGCCAUCAUCCAUGGCAACGACGUUUGUGGAUUUACAAAGGGUGGAUUGCUAUGGUGCGAGCAUGAAAGUGAAAGCAAUGCAUUGGUGCCAGCCAUGGAUACGGCCUUUCUUGCCCUGAUUUACAGCUCACUGGAUACAUCCAAAUCAAGCGAUUACAUGCAAUUUGCAACCAGUCAGAUUGACUAUGUCCUCGGUAACAACUACAUGCGUACACCUUAUGUGUGUGGUAUCCACAUGAAUUCGCCACGUAAUCCACACCACGCGGGAGCUUCGGGCGGUACAGAUAUCAGCAAAGUGGAUACAUCUCCUCCCGAAGAAGAACAUGUUCUUUAUGGCGCGGUAGUAGGAGGUCCGGACCACGACGACAAAUUCUAUGAUCAGCGCAGUGAUUGGGCACAAACGGAGGUGGCACUCGACUACAAUGCCCCCUUUCAAGGAUUGGUUGCUCAUCAGCUGAGUUUGGACAACGUCAAUGAUCCACCUUAUGCAUCCAUCUCUGAUCCACGUCCUUUUGUUACUCGUCCAAAGGGCCCUCUCGAAAAAUGGAUUGUGGCGGUUAUCAUCGUCGUCAUUGUAUUCGUAGUGGCUGGAGGAUUGUAUAUUUGUUGGUGGAAACGAGACGCUAUCAUUCGACGUUGCUGUGGUGGCCACAACAACAACUUUGAGUCACAUCAAAAAGAUUCAUUGCAUUGA
Messenger RNA from Lichtheimia ornata, 1524 nucleotides. RefSeq lists its product as uncharacterized. NCBI's taxonomy places the organism in Eukaryota, Fungi, Mucoromycota, Mucoromycetes, Mucorales, Lichtheimiaceae. Bases 1 to 1524 code for a protein of 507 amino acids. Gene Ontology annotation, molecular function: hydrolase activity, hydrolyzing O-glycosyl compounds. Gene Ontology annotation, biological process: carbohydrate metabolic process. The record is from RefSeq and is a predicted model, not a curated record. The transcript has 7 exons.